AUGUCUACACCUUCGUCGUCUCGUCGUCGUGGACGUCCAUCGCAGUCGUCUGCUAACUCUACUCCGUCCAGGGGCACUGCGCAACCGCAGGUGGUUAUCUCCAGCCCCGCCCCUUCUCGCCAGACUCAGAACAACCCAGACCAGACUACUACGCCUCGCAACCGGAGAGUAGCUGACAAUGGGGUCCCAUCCUCAUCGCCUAUUUUCUUCCAGUCGUCUCCAGCCGGGGCCGGGUCUGCAGCCAAUGCUGCGCCAGACCGAAGCUCACCGAUGCCAUCUUCUCCUCUAGGCGAUCGUGACACUACUCCACGGCCUACUCGCCCAUUAGUUGAAGGUUUGUCCUGUUGGCUAUGUAAAGUGUUGUCUAAUUGUACUAAUUCCUACAUAGACUCUUCGCCUAUAAGGUACAUGUCGAGUUCCAGUCCAGGACGACCAGGAAACAGUCAAACUCGACGGAAUGAUAUACCCACCAGCAGCAGUGGCUUAUUUCUCCGUUCUCCUAACCCCAAUGCUAUUACUACACGAAGAGGCGAUAUCCAUUCAGAUGCGUUCUCUACCACCGGUACCAGGCGCAGGACAUUGUUUGUGGAUGAAAGCGGUAUGCCAGUCCGCAACCGUGAGCCGCUGUCUGAUGCUACAUUCUCCAACCUCAACCCCGACACAUCAGAGGCAGACAUUCUAGGAGGGACUUCUACACGAUACAUAUGGGGUACAAAUAUAGCUAUCACUGAUGCAUUUGAAUCGUUCAAAAACUUUCUUUACAACUUUGCUCGGAAACACCGUAUGAUCUACGAUGGUGCUACUGAAGCUGAAAUCCGUGCAUUAGGCUCUUCUGCAGAUGAGAAGGAAUAUGUCAGGAUGUUGAACGAAAUGCGACAGCUUGGUGUCAAUGGCCUCAACCUUGAUCUCCGAAAUCUCAAGGCCUUUCCGCCCACCAUCAAAUUAUGGCAUCAUAUUCAAUAUUACCCUCAGGAAAUAGUCCCAAUUAUGGAUCAAUGCCUUAAGGAUGUCAUGGUUGUGUUGACUGGGGAGGAGAUAGAGCGUGCGCGGCAAAGCAAUCAGCGAAGACCAGCGGCAGCUGCGAGAGAUACUAGCUCUAUUCCUGCAUUCCAUACCUCAGACGCCGAUGGAAAUGGUAACGCCCCUGCUCAACAGGAUUCUUCUAGUAUUCUAGCAGAUAUUGAAAGCAGACCAUACAAGGUCUUUCCGUUUGGCUUGGAUAAGUCUACAAACAUGAGAGACUUGGAUCCGGUUGGUAUGUUUUAG
Messenger RNA from Trichophyton rubrum CBS 118892, 1266 nucleotides. RefSeq lists its product as uncharacterized. The transcript has a single exon. The coding region runs from base 1 to 1266 and encodes 421 amino acids. The record is from RefSeq and is a predicted model, not a curated record. NCBI's taxonomy places the organism in Eukaryota, Fungi, Ascomycota, Eurotiomycetes, Onygenales, Arthrodermataceae.